AAUUGUAAUGAACAUUUAUAUUUAUUACAGAUGUUGUUGAUCGCAGAUGGCUGUCUUCAUGGGAUGCAAAGCGGGAGAAAUCGAACUUGGCUUCUCCAACAUUCCUCAAGAUGACAUUGAGACAGCACUUCAGAAUUUAUUUCCAGAAGAUUUCUAUAUGCGUUUCCAAUCAACUGAUCAGAAUCCAUACUCAUCGUCAUCAUCUUCUUUCAUAAUAUCAUCUACAAAUACCUUUAAUCAAUCACUCGAUGUUCCGGGAACUUCCCACUCCAACUUCCCUGAUGCCCUCGGUGUGGCUCCCUCACAACCGACUUCUCACCAACACACUAGCCAACCAUUGUCUCAAGUCAUUCCAUUUCCAAGCAAUUUACCAACACCAGAGGGUGAAUAUCAAGAAAUGGUAAGAGCAUUAAUCCGAGUCCUGUCUUCAACUUCUCAGCAGCAGCAACCCCAUCAAGUUUUGACUCAUACUUCUGUAACACACCCUGGAGCUCCCGAUUUCGUGAGAUAUGAAUCAGAUUCAAAUAUAAACCCACACACGGAGUCCAAUUUUAGCAGGCGAAACCUGCAGAAUACAUCAUUUCCAUUGCUUAAAAACUUAAAUUCAAAGAGAAUGAGAGAACGCGAUACUAUUAAACCAACCCACCCCAUUAGUUCCCAGAAGUACUAUCACACGAUAUCGGAAAGAAAACGUCGUGAAAAACUCAGUGAGUGUUUUCAGGAACUCAGCGCACUUCUUCCUCCGGGAACAAAGAAAAACAAAAGGUGGAUUCUUACAGCAGCAAAGGAGACAAUGAGAUCUUUGAUGGUUGAAAUUGAAGAGCUUAAGAUGAGAAAUGAGCAGCUGAUGAGAGUUUUGUCAGGCAAAGAAGUUGGUGGUAGUAGGGAGGAAAACAGAGGCAGGUCCUCUAAUGAAAGAUUGAAUGUUCGGGUUUUGCAUGCAUCAGAAUCAAGUUCAUCAGAAGAGCAAAUGGUGAACUUGGAAGUGACGGUGAGAGAACAAAGCAGUGAAGUUAAUGUAUUGGUUCGCAUAUUGGAAUUCUUAGAAAGGGUUCAGAACGUAACCUUGAUUUCCACGAACACAAACCUCCAUAUUACAGAAGGAGGGACAGCCAUUAAUGUAUUAACCUUCAGGCUGAGGAUUAUUAAGGGUAGUGAAUGGGACGAGGUUGGGUUCGAGGAAGCAAUAAGAAGAGUGGUUGCUGAUGUAACACAUCGUGAAUUCCACCCAUAA
Messenger RNA from Vigna radiata var. radiata (mung bean), 1234 nucleotides. Its product is annotated as putative transcription factor bHLH041. Gene Ontology annotation, molecular function: protein dimerization activity. Lineage: Eukaryota; Viridiplantae; Streptophyta; Magnoliopsida; Fabales; Fabaceae. The transcript has 4 exons. Bases 47 to 1234 code for a protein of 395 amino acids. The record is from RefSeq and is a predicted model, not a curated record.